AUGCCUGAAAGAUACAACAGCUAUAGGGAUGAUGAUGAUCCCCAAGCUGAAAAAUUUCGCAAGCUCUUUAUCGGAGGGUUAAAUUAUGAAACUACCGAAGAAACCAUCAAGCAGCACUUCGAACAAUGGGGAGAGAUUGUCGACUGCGUCGUCAUGAAAAACCCAGCAACCAAGAGGUCCCGAGGCUUUGGUUUUAUCACCUACAAAGCUUCCGAGAUGUUGGACGAUGCCCAGACCAACCGACCUCACAAAAUAGAUAAUCGGGAACUCGAUACCAAGCGCGCUAUGCCACGCAACGAGUCUGAUGAGACCCAAACUUCAGUAAAGAAAAUGUUCGUCGGUGGAUUAAAGGAUGACACCGCAGAAGAAGACGUCAGAGAAGUCUUCGGUCGCUUCGGCAAGAUCGAGAAGCUGGAAAUGAUUAAAGACAAAAACACUGGUAAACAGAGAGGCUUUUGUUUCAUCACAUUCGACGACUUCGACUCUGUGGACAAAUGUGUCUUGAAACGGCGAAUUUCUCUUAACGGCAAAUACGUUGAAGUGAAGAAAGCUGUCUCCAAGGACCGAGAAGGGGGCAUGUCCGGUGGAAGAGGCGGACGCGGUGGCUCUCGUGGUGGUAUGGGAGGCAGAGGCGGUUUCGGCGGUUCUAACGGCGGUGGCUACAAUGAUGGCUAUGGCUAUCAAGGAAACAUGGGUUAUGCCAGCAACAUGGGCGGAGGCGGUGGUCCUCAGGGCUAUGGCGGUGGUGGCCCCCAAGGCUACGGCGGUGGAAACCAAGGUGGUUACGGCGGCGGCUAUGGCAAUUCUGGCGGCAUGGGAGGCCGUUAUGGCGGUCCCGGUGGCGGUUCCGGAGGUGACUUCAAUGAUGGCUACAACAACUUUGGCUCUGGAUAUGGAUCUGGAUACGGCGGUGGACCUACCCGUGGCGAGCCAAACCAUCUUAUCUCUAUCCGCAUCCGCUACACGGUCGGAGCACACGGACUACUACGGCCAGUAAGUGGCAUUAGUGGUGGUGAUGUUUUUCCGAAGCACCUGAUGCUUAAUGGUUCCAGACCACCCAGGAUGCCGACCCAUUCAGUCCUGAACAUUUACCCUAACCAACUGGGCAUGAAGAAGUUGGCUUCAGCACGUCGAAGGACGUCAUUUUGCGACUCUGCGAAGAGUUUGGAGGAGGGAAAUCAAUUGUCAAAAAUUGUAACUUUACACAAUAAAGUUGUUUGA
Acanthosepion pharaonis is the source of this 1221-nucleotide messenger RNA. NCBI's taxonomy places the organism in Eukaryota, Metazoa, Mollusca, Cephalopoda, Sepiida, Sepiidae. The record is from the annotation of a GenBank genome assembly.